This is a messenger RNA of Corythoichthys intestinalis (scribbled pipefish), 2061 nucleotides long. RefSeq names its product olfactomedin-4-like. NCBI's taxonomy places the organism in Eukaryota, Metazoa, Chordata, Actinopteri, Syngnathiformes, Syngnathidae. Gene Ontology annotation, biological process: signal transduction. Bases 87 to 1469 code for a protein of 460 amino acids. The record is from RefSeq and is a predicted model, not a curated record. The transcript is spliced from 7 exons.
CUAUAUUCUUACGCAACACCCACACAUGCAAAAUCCACAUGCAAGGUUAAUAAGUCAGUAGUGAUUUCUUUCUCCCCGGUGCCACCAUGAAGCUUUACAUCAUCAUUCUACUGUGUUCUCUGUUCCGUAUCACACGACAGUUGAAUCAACAAGAUCGCUGUGUGUGUGAGCUGACCAACAAAGAAAAGGUAUUCCCUCACGAGACCCUCAACUCCGUGAAUGACGAGGCAUCAAAAUGCUCUCUCAAAGUCACCCCACAGAAGGCGCUGGACCUUGAAAGUCUGCACUUUGGUUUGGAUUUCCGUCUGCCACAACUGCUAAAAGAUCUUUCCAUACUGGAGAAUGAGAAUGAUGAAGCGCUAUAUGGAGUUGUCAGCCUUCAGGUGAUAGAGAAUGAACUGAUUGAGAUCAAAAAUAUGGUGGAGAGGCUGAACAAAACCACACAAGGACACAACCACAUUACUGAUGAGUCUGGCAGACAGCUUUUGCACCUGAGAGACGAGCUGCAGGAGUUGGAGCAAUAUGACACCUUACAGGUUGAAAAGAGACGAAAAGACAACAUGCGUUUGAAGAGAGCCUUGGAUGACUGCAAGAAUAGCAAUGACCUCAAUACACAGCCUACAAUUCAGCCUUACGGUGUCUGUCCCCAUGGCAAGUUUGUGAACAUUACAGGGCCUAGAUUUUACUCAACAGGAGAAGCUCCGAGCAACUACAAGUAUGGAGGUUGGGGCCGUGACCCCAAACCUGCAUCGGGGAAAGAGAACUGGUAUUGGCGAGUGCUUCUCACUGUAAGCAACAUAUAUGCCAACAAUAUCAAUUUUUACUCCAGCCUCAGCUCUCUCACUGUAGGAGUGAAGACACCAGAUAAUGCCCUGAUCCAUCCUGCCAAUCCAACCACCAACACCAUUCAGGGACCAAAUGUUGUUCUAUAUGGCGAGGCCUUGUACUACAAUUGUUAUAACAGCUAUCGUGUUUGCCGGUUUAACAUAACAUCCAAAACCAUUUCCGACCUACAAUUACCCAAAGACACCAGGUUUAACUCAAAGGGGAAUUUCUGCCAUUUAGACCAAUGCUACGUAUAUACUGACAUUGACCUUGCAACAGAUGAGUCUGGCGUGUGGGUCAUCUAUUCUACCGCCCAAAACUUUGGUAACCUGGUGUUGUCCAAAGUGGAGGAAGGAGAUCCUCCCAUUAUUAACCAAACUUGGCACACCUCGGUGUAUAAGCAGGGAGUCACCAACACCUUCAUGGCCUGCGGCAUCCUCUACGCUACACGUUAUAUAAACAAGCAGAUAGAAGAGAUCUUCUAUUCAUAUGACACCUUAACUGGAGUUGAGAAGUUCAAUCUUGGCAUUUUUAUCGACAAGAUGUGUCCUGACAUUAACUUCCUGAAUUACAGCCCAGUCGACAAGAUGUUACACAUCCACUGUGACAGCUACAUGGUCUCCUAUGAGGUUUUGUUUGAAUAAAUACCAGUUAAAUCAAAAAUAUAUGAGUCGAGGAGCCUGAUGAUGAAGUUACUACGCAAUGCAUACAGAUAUGUGCCAUUAAAGAAAGAAAGAAUGAUUACAUACAUUGCUGUUUAUCAAGUGUUGGAAUCAGAUUCAGUUCAAUGUUGUUAAAUCAACACGUCAUGGUGGCCGAGUGCUUUGCACGUCUGCCUCACAAUUCUGCUAUCAAUGGUUCAAUCCCAGGCUCCAGCCUUCCUGUGUCUAGUUUGGAUGUUCUCCCCGAACACAUGUGGAAUUUCUGGGGGUGGGGUAUUCCUGUUUCCUCCCACACUCCAAAAACACGCAAGUUAGACUGAUUGAACACACGAAAUCAUCCCAAAGUAUGUGUGCAUGCGUGAAUGUUUGUUUGCCUGUAUAUGGCCUGUGAUUGGCUGGCAACCAAUUCAGGGUGUACCCUGCCCACUGAAUUAAUGUAUAUUUAAAUCAAUUUGAAUGUUUUCUUUACCUUAGCAAAUGUUGCUGCAAAAUGUGUAUCAAUUCACCUUUGUAUUUGUUGCAAACAACCUUUCUUGGUGCAGAAUCAGAAAUAAAUAAACUUUAAAAUGUCUAU